AUGUUCGACGACGAGUUCGGAGAGGCGUUCGAUCCUCGAUACGAUCGAGAACCUUCAGAAGAAAGGCCGCCUGGAAAGCCACCCGCAGCCGACAUCUAUCGAGGGGUUGUCAAGAGACUACAGUCUUACGGCGCAUUCGUCAAGGUAGCAGACCUCGACAGAGAGGGUCUGCUUCACAUAUCGAGAAUCUCUGACCAACGGGUGGAAAGUGUCGAGGACGUCUUGGCUGUCGGCCAAGAAAUCUGGGUUAAGGUGCUAAGUCAAGAAGACGGGAAGCUGCGACUAUGCAUGAAGAGCGUCAACCAGCAUGAUGGCACUGAAAGGGAGUCCCUGCGUCAAAGCUUCGCCCAUCGAGGAGAGGGAGGGGGGAUAAAAACCCCGGAGCUUGACUCCAUUCACCAAGGAACCAUCCGACGUAUACAAGAUUUCGGAGCUUUCGUGUCGAUCGAAGGGUUCGAUAGGGAUGGACUGCUGCACAUAUCGUGCAUUUCCAGCCAAAAGUUGGAUAAAGUAGAUGACGUACUGGCAGUCGGUGACAAAGUGUGGGUUAAGGUUACCAAGGUGGACGAAGGCGGCAAAUAUGGGUUAGACAUGAGAGGAAUCAGCCAAAAAGACGGGGCAGACAAUGACCCAAAUAAUCUGUCACGUACCAGUGGAACACGGUCGAGGCCGCAAAAAGAAGAACGAAUAACGUUCGACGCCGUGUAUAACAUCACAUGUCAACGCUGUGGAGGGAAAGGGCAUAUGACACAUGAAUGCUACAACCCAGGAGGCAACAAGUAUGAAAUGCUUGAAGAUGACGGGGCGGAACGCACUGCACGGGCGGCAGCGCCACAACUAGCAUAUGCCACCGGGGCAAAUGCGGUUCAAGUCGCACCGUCUGUAGCUGCAAAGCUAUCCAAAGAGUGGAAAAAGACUCGCAAAGCAGAAAAGAAGGCACGAAAGAAGGAAGAAAAAGCACGAAAGAAACACAAGAAACACAAAGCGGCAGGCAGCAGCUCAAACGAUUCGUCAAGUAGUGACGACAGUGAUGAUAGCGACAGCUCGUCGGAUUCGGAUCACAAGAAAAAAUCGCGUAAGAGAAAGCGGAAGGAAAAGAAAUCAAAACAUCGGAAGAAGGCUGCACGUCUUCGCUGA
Messenger RNA from Besnoitia besnoiti, 1137 nucleotides. RefSeq names its product S1 RNA binding domain-containing protein. The record is from RefSeq and is a predicted model, not a curated record. Gene Ontology annotation, molecular function: zinc ion binding; RNA binding. The transcript has 7 exons. Bases 1 to 1137 code for a protein of 378 amino acids. NCBI's taxonomy places the organism in Eukaryota, Apicomplexa, Conoidasida, Eucoccidiorida, Sarcocystidae. Gene Ontology annotation, biological process: RNA stabilization.